AUGAGUGCAAUUGAUUCGACUAACCAUGGUGAAACAAUUCACUCAAAUAAAUAUAUAGAAUCAAAUAAACCAAACGAAUUACCAAAUGAUGUAAUAAAAGUACCUUCUUUUCGAAAAAUAACGGAUGAUGAAUCUCCUUACAACUUUGAUGAUAUUUUCCCAGGUGCAACAGACAAUGCAGCAGCACAAAUCCUUGAAUCGCACACAAUUCUUGAAUUAAUUGAAGAUCGAAUUGAUCGUGGAAAUGAAAAAAGAGUUAAACAUCCAUCUUCCUUAAUUAAAAUCUAUAACAUGCAUGAAACAUACGAUUUUGAUAACGAAGAAACAGCAAAAUUAUCGAAAUGUACAUCAAAACCCUCAAUAACUAUGAUCGCCCGAAAUUGGCCGAAGAGAGUUUAUGAUGAUGAGAACAUUAAAAUGUCCGACAAGCUCCAAAAAGAGUUUACUACAAGAUACAAUGAGUAUAUUGCUUCCAGAGAAGAACAAGGCAAAAAAUCUGGAGUCAAAAAGAAACGUAAGAGGAAAUCAAGCACCUCUACUAUACAAAAUAAGGCUCACGAUAAGUAUGAAAAGAAUGAGUUUAGAACAGAGAGCGAUAACGACACAAUUGAUGAUGACUUUCAGUUAGAUUUCAAAUAA
Trichomonas vaginalis G3 is the source of this 639-nucleotide messenger RNA. RefSeq lists its product as uncharacterized. The transcript has a single exon. The record is from RefSeq and is a predicted model, not a curated record. Lineage: Eukaryota; Parabasalia; Trichomonadida; Trichomonadidae. Bases 1 to 639 code for a protein of 212 amino acids.